UGAGUUCAUCAGAUUUUUUCUGCAAAAUUGGGUGUGUACUUGUUGGUUUUCAACAUUAAAUUUCUUGGAGCUUCAACGGUCACGUAUCAUAAAAUAUUGAAUUAAAUUGAAUCAUGUCCGGCAGCCCAAAGCCUGUUAAGAAAGUGCCCAUACACUUACAAAGUGCUCAAAAUCGUAUUUAUAUUAAAAACGGUCAAAUCGUCAAUCAUGACAAAAGUUUCAAGGCGGACGUCUACAUCGAGGAUGGAGUCAUUAAAUUUGUUGGGAACGCUUCCGACAUAACGAUUCCCGGAGGUGUGCGCGUUAUCGAUGCUGCCGGACGAAUGAUUAUUCCGGGAGGCAUUGAUCCUCACACACGUUUUCAAUGUCCCAUGGGUGAUCAUGUAUCCGUGGACGACUUUUACCGCGGAACCAAAGCGGCUGUGGCUGGUGGCACAACGAUGAUAAUUGAUUGUGUUCUGCCCAAAAAACACGAGUCUCUGGUGGAAGCCUAUGACAACUGGCGCGCCUGGGCGGACCCGAAGGUCUGUUGUGACUAUGCCCUGCACGUGGGCAUAACUUGGUGGUCGAAGUCGGUUUCCGAGGAGAUCGGUAUUCUGUGCAAAGAGCUGGGAGUGAAUUCCUUUAAAAUGUAUAUGGCCUACAAAGGUCUCUACAUGUUGGGCGAUGCUGAACUCUUGGAUAUUUUCGAGAGAAUUCGGUUUCUUAAUGGAAUUGCAUUGGUUCAUGCCGAGAAUGGUGAUAUAAUAGCCAAGAACACAAAGAGCCUGUUAGCCGAUGGUAACUCUGGCCCUGAGGCACACGAGCUUUCGCGCCAAGAGGAAGUUGAAGCCGAGGCUGUACACCGCGCAUGCAUUUUAGCCCACCAGAUGAAAACACCCCUAUACGUCGCUGGUGUCACAAGCAAGUCCUCCGCCGAGCUGAUUGGACGCGCCCGCCGCAGCGGCUAUUCAGUAUUCGGGGAAACUCUCGCCAGCUCCAUAGGCCGCAGUAUGAGCAGCGUUGGCAAAGCGGAACGGGUUUAUUAUAUUACCAGUCCGCCCAUACGCAUGUCUGCCGAAACGCCAAGGCAGCUGAUGAAAUCCUUGGCAUAUGAUGAUCUACAGGUAACAGGCAGUGACAACUGUACCUUCAAUAAAAAGCAAAAGGAACUUGGCUUAUCCGACUUCACUAAAAUCCCGAAUGGCGUCAAUGGGGUGGAGGAUCGAAUGUCGGUGGUGUGGGAGAAGGGAGUGCAUCAGGGCGUUCUCGAUCCCUGUAGAUUUGUCGCUGUCACCAGCACUAAUGCUGCAAAAAUCUUUAAUAUUUAUCCACAAAAAGGGCGUAUUGCUGUUGGCUCGGAUGCAGACAUCGUCAUAUGGAAUCCACAGGGUACACGAACCAUUUCCAAGGACAGCCAUUACCAUGCUUGUGAUUAUAAUAUUUUUGAGGGCAUGACUGUACAUGGAGUCCCUGAAUAUGUGUUGGUGCGCGGUCGAGUUUGCGCCGAGAACGGAGCUGUUCGCGUUGCAGAAGGACAUGGUCGUUUUAUACCGAUGGCGGUGCGUCCGCCAUAUGUUUAUGACAUUGUUAAGGAGAAAGUGCACGUGUCUGAAGAGCAUCCCGAAGAAAAUCAAAAUGGCAAUUUGGCCAAAAAGUUUGCUGAGUUAGAUAUUCUAAUUCCAGAAGAGAAGACAAUGUCUGCUCUGAUCGCUGAGAAUCUGCCUAUUAUGACAGGACACUCCCCUUGCAGCACACCUUCGGUGCGCGGUCACGUGGACGGCAGAAAAGACAUGCAGGAGUCCUCAUUUUCGAUUAGCGAGGAGCUGGACAAAACCGGCGUUCGUUCUUGCAUUAAAGUAAAGAAUCCGCCUGGCGGAAAAUCAUCUGGAUUUUGGUAAAACUUCCAGACGACCAUAUAAAAUAAUCGCACAACGCGAUCCUUAUGACCAGAAUCAGCGCUUAUCUAAUCUUAUUCGCAUACAUACACUAUAGCCGAAUAUUAUUUAUUCAUAUCGAUUCCCAGCAUAUUGAACAGUCAUAUUUAUCUCUGAAACUCAGCGGAUAUUAUUUAUUUUUGAUUGAACAGAAGCGACAGAAUCAAUGUUUUCAGAUUUUAUUAUCAUUUGAGGCUAAAACAUAACCGAUCAUUUUUGGUAUUUUGAAGAUAGUUAAUGAGAAUAUGUACACAAUUCAAUGAUUUCUAUUGUUUUGACGUUACGUUAGUUAUGCACUCUUUAUUUAAAAAUAUGAUUGGUAAACUAAUCAAAGUUAGGUAUUUGAUUACAGAUUAACUCAAAAUACAAUAUACAAUUAUGUUUCGCUGAAUAUACAAUUACAUUUGUUUCUUCAAUAAUAUACAUACAUAUAAUUUUCCUGUUGCAAAUAAAAUACGCCUAUAUCUGCCUGAA
Messenger RNA from Drosophila mojavensis, 2390 nucleotides. Its product is annotated as dihydropyrimidinase. The transcript is spliced from 10 exons. Gene Ontology annotation, biological process: pyrimidine nucleobase catabolic process. The coding region runs from base 114 to 1880 and encodes 588 amino acids. Gene Ontology annotation, cellular component: cytosol; cytoplasm. Gene Ontology annotation, molecular function: dihydropyrimidinase activity. The record is from RefSeq and is a predicted model, not a curated record. Lineage: Eukaryota; Metazoa; Arthropoda; Insecta; Diptera; Drosophilidae.